AAUCGAUAUAACAGUGAAAUGGUUUCAGAAUAUGUGCUGAGGACACUUUUUUUUUCUACCAAACACUUGUUAACUGGUGUCCCAGCAUGUGACUCGCCUAAACCUCCUCGUUGGUUGCCAGCUGGUUGUUUGCUGAUGUCAAGAAAAGGAAAAAACCCAACUUCCUUGUACCGGCUGACAACUCUGAAAAAGAAGCGUCUCGUCGGCACAUUUUAUCAGCAGCGACAAGACUCUUUACAUGAAAAUCUGAGCGAAAAAAGACGCAGUUUUGGUGCUUUUUCAAACACUCAUCUGAUGCACAGACUGCAGACUGGACACAGGAACAUUUGUGAUGUGUGGAACAUGAAUGGGUUGCACGGAGGAAGAAGAGAUGAAUGCUGACGUUGCUGUUUUUCCAUCCAUACACCCGUGGAGUAAAAUCCCCACCACAACCUGUUUAAACCUCACAGACUCUGACACUCCUGCAUGGAUCGUCCCUCCAUCUCUCCCUGUCCAAAACUCUUCCAGUCCUUCCUGUGAGAAAAUGUACCCCGGUGAACCCGACCAGUCCCUGGACCCCGAGCACCCAGAGUCCCAGAUGGACUUCUUCCACAAGCUGGGGUACUCCACGGCUCAGGUUCUCGCCGUCCAGCAGAAGUUCGGCCCCACCAUGGACACGGAUAAGGUCCUGGGAGAGCUGGUGAGGACUGGCGCAAGUCGGGAGCCCAAGCAGGCGCCGGUGACCACGAUGUCGGUGCUGGUGCCCAGAGGGGACAUCCAGGCCACGGGCCCCACCCUGCAGCUGCCUGUCCCUGCAUCGUCUCCACAGAGCAGAGAGGAGAGCUGUGAGGAUGAAGACGCCCUGAGACCCAUCGUUAUAGAUGGCAGCAACGUGGCCAUGAGCCACGGGAACAAGGAAGUUUUCUCAUGUCUGGGAAUUCAGUUGGCAGUGAACUUCUUCCUGGACAGAGGCCACACUGAGGUCAAUGUGUUCGUUCCCUCGUGGAGGAAGGAGCAGCCUCGGCCAGAUGUUCCCAUUACAGGUAAGACGAUGGGAAUUCACACUGGUUUCGUUGAUGCUGUCUACUUCCUUCUUUACCUGGCGCCAUCAAACACUUAACCCAUUGUUAA
Molecule: messenger RNA, 1110 nt
Organism: Lates calcarifer (barramundi perch)
Lineage: Eukaryota; Metazoa; Chordata; Actinopteri; Centropomidae
Product: endoribonuclease ZC3H12A-like
Exons: 3
Coding region: 347-1099 (250 amino acids)
Biological process (GO): nuclear-transcribed mRNA catabolic process, RNase MRP-dependent; 3'-UTR-mediated mRNA destabilization
Cellular component (GO): nucleus; cytoplasmic ribonucleoprotein granule
Molecular function (GO): RNA endonuclease activity; mRNA binding
Source: RefSeq, a predicted model, not a curated record